UUGCUGAGCGAGUCUCGGUUUCUUGAACAAGUCUGGAAAUAAAGUUGUUUGGUGUGAUGCAAGAGCCGGAAAAUGAAUGAAUCCAUUGGAGGGGACACGGCAGCUAGGAGUCUCUGUCCACCGCGUGUCAAUAUGUUUUUACAAAAUGAGAAGGCUAACUCAAAAACAACGGUAAAGUCUAAGCAGGCUAGCUGUUAGCUUACAGGCUCAUUAAAGUGUUGAGGAAAAGUUUGUCACCAACCGGCCGAAAAAGACAAGUUGGACCGAAAAGGAUAAAUAUGGACGGCAAAGUCCAAAUGAGGAAUCACCCCCGCAGGCAGCUGAAGAAGUUGAGUGAGGACAGCCUCACCAAGCAGCCAGAGGAAGUCUUUGAUGUCCUGGAGAAGCUGGGUGAAGGGUCCUAUGGCUGUGUGUUUAAAGCUCAUUAUAAAGAGACAGGAGAGAUUGUCGCCAUCAAACAGGUUCCUGUGGAGUCUGACCUUCAGGAGAUCAUCAAGGAAAUUUCCAUUAUGCAGCAGUGCAGCAGUCCACAUGUAGUGCGAUACUACGGCAGCUACUUCAAAAACAGUGACCUGUGGAUCGUCAUGGAAUAUUGUGGCGCUGGAUCGGUGUCUGACAUCAUCCGAAUACGCAACAAGACGUUAACAGAGGAAGAGAUCGCCACCAUUCUGCAGUCGACUCUGAAGGGGUUGGAGUAUCUUCACUUCAUGAGGAAGAUCCACAGAGAUAUCAAAGCUGGCAACAUCCUGCUCAACACUGAGGGCCACGCCAAACUCGCUGACUUUGGAGUUGCAGGACAACUCACGGACACCAUGGCGAAACGUAACACUGUGAUCGGCACACCAUUCUGGAUGGCUCCAGAGGUCAUACAGGAGAUCGGUUACAACUGUGUGGCAGACAUCUGGUCGCUCGGUAUUACAGCAAUAGAGAUGGCAGAAGGGAAGCCGCCUUACGCCGACAUACACCCAAUGAGGGCCAUCUUCAUGAUUCCCACCAACCCUCCUCCAACAUUUCGAAACCCGAACCUGUGGUCUCAGUCUUUUCGAGACUUUGUUAGUCAGUGUUUGGUGAAAAGCCCAGAAAACAGGGCCACCGCCACACAGUUGCGACAGCAUCCGUAUAUCAAAUCAGCCAAGCCCACUUCUAUCCUCCGAGCCCUGAUCACAGACGCCAUGGAGAUCAAACUGAAGAGGCAAGAGGAAGCUGAACAGAGGGAACACGAUGCAGAAGAAGACGAGAAUUCGGAUGAGGAUGAAGUUGACCAGGGGACUAUGGUCCGAGCAAGGACGGAUGACUCUGGAACUAUCCGGGCUGCAGGCUCACUUGGUGAUACUGUGCGGACAAUGAUUGAACACGAGGACACGGGAACCAUGCAGUCUCAACUGGGCACCAUGGUCAUCAUCUCCGAGGAUGAAGAUGAAGAAGAAAGCGGUACUAUGAAAAGGAGCGAUGAGACCAUGCAACCAGCAAAGCCUUCAUUUCUGGAAUACUUUGAGCAAAAAGAAAAGGAAGCCAGUAACCAUAAUGUUGAGAGAGGAGUUGAAAUCAACGCAGAUGCCCGUAAACUGCCUGUUGAGGAAAAUCUUGAAGUGAUGCGUACGUGGACGGUGGAGGAGCUGCGUCAGCGACUGGCCUCUCUGGACCCUCAAAUGGAGCAGGAGAUCGAGGAGAUCCGUCAGUGCUACCAGGCCAAGAGACAGCCCAUCCUGGACGCCAUCGAGGCCAAGAAACGACGGCAGCAGAACUUCUGAGGACAACUUCUUACAUUCUCCCUGGUUUGCGAAAUCUACGACAGAUGACGCUUCACAAAAAUGU
Thalassophryne amazonica is the source of this 1815-nucleotide messenger RNA. RefSeq names its product serine/threonine-protein kinase 4-like. The transcript has 11 exons. The record is from RefSeq and is a predicted model, not a curated record. Gene Ontology annotation, cellular component: cytoplasm. Bases 279 to 1751 code for a protein of 490 amino acids. Lineage: Eukaryota; Metazoa; Chordata; Actinopteri; Batrachoidiformes; Batrachoididae. Gene Ontology annotation, biological process: protein phosphorylation; regulation of MAPK cascade; intracellular signal transduction. Gene Ontology annotation, molecular function: protein serine/threonine kinase activity; ATP binding.